AUGCAACAACACGAAGACUUGUUAUUGAAACUUGUUAGGUUUGAGUCAAAGAUAACUGGAAGACAUGGUAUUGGUGCAUUGGUGGACAAUGGUCGAGUACUUGUUGACUUGACCACAGACAACAGUCCAAUCAAAAAUGACAUGCGAUCAAUAUUGGCCAAUGGCAAACAAUCAAUGAAGCAAGCUUGUGAUAUCAUUGCAACUGGAAAGGGUAGGAUCAGUGUGGAUGAGGUCAAGAUACUGGCACCAAUCAUUGAUCCGCCAAAGGUCAUUGGCGUUGGAUUGAAUUAUAAGGACCAUGCAUUGGAAGCCAAGAUGGCAGCACCAUCAGAACCAGUGAUCUUUACAAAGUUCUCAAGCUCAAUAGUUGGCCCCAAUGCCAACAUAAUCAAACCAAAGACAUCGGAUGAGGUCGACUAUGAGGUCGAGUUGGUCAUCGUGAUUGGUCGUGAGGGUCGUUCAAUUCCAGAGUCGGAGGCGCUCGACUAUGUGGCUGGCUAUACUAUUGGCAAUGAUGUGAGUGCUCGCGAUUGGCAACUGCGCAAGCCAGGCUCACAAUGGUCGCUGGGCAAAUCAUUCGACACGUUCAGUCCGAUCGGUCCAUCGAUCGUCAUCAACCCAUCGUGGGCACACUUGGGCGAUGUCCAUACUGCACCAGUGCUCGAUCCCAACAACCUUGGCAUCAACCUAACACUCAAUGGCAAGGUGAUGCAGAACUCCAACACAAAGGAGUUCAUAUUCCCCGUGCAACAGGUCGUCUCAUACCUCAGCCAAGUGUUCACACUGACACCUGGCGACAUCAUAUUCACCGGCACACCAGCGGGCGUUGGCUUCACUCGCAGUCCACCCAUAUUCCUCCAGCCAGGCGACCACGUCACCUGUUCCAUCGAACACCUCGGCUCGCUAUCCAAUAAAGUUGUCUAA
Messenger RNA from Acytostelium subglobosum LB1, 924 nucleotides. RefSeq lists its product as hypothetical. The transcript is spliced from 2 exons. Gene Ontology annotation, molecular function: hydro-lyase activity. The coding region runs from base 1 to 924 and encodes 307 amino acids. The record is from RefSeq and is a predicted model, not a curated record. NCBI's taxonomy places the organism in Eukaryota, Evosea, Eumycetozoa, Acytosteliales, Acytosteliaceae.